Molecule: messenger RNA, 1524 nt
Organism: Cuscuta epithymum
Lineage: Eukaryota; Viridiplantae; Streptophyta; Magnoliopsida; Solanales; Convolvulaceae
Source: the annotation of a GenBank genome assembly
AACAUAGCCUAGAAACUCAUCCACCAUUUUGCCUCAUGGUAGCAAACAAACUGGUGCAUAGUGCCUUCCUAGUUCAGCACCAUAGCUCGGAAUCUCCAAUUUGCAAUCCAAUGUUGAAUCUCAGCCAUGCACAGUUAGUUACUUCCAUUCGUUCUCCUUCUAUUGAUAGACUAAAACUCAAAUUCGUAUCGUCUGGGAACUUCAAUGCUCCAAUCAAGGCUGCUCUCUCUUCUUUUUCAUCAGGAGGGAACUAUAACAAAAACACAGACCAAAUGAUCCCCCCCUACAACGUUUUGAUCACAGGCGGUUCUAAAGGAAUUGGAUAUGCACUUGCUAAAGAGUUUCUGAAGGCGGGUGAUAAUGUCUUUAUUUGCUCUAGAUCAGCUGAAAGAGUGGACUGCGCUCUUGAAAAGUUAAGGGAAGAAACGGGGAAGCAACAUGUGUGGGGUACUAAGUGCGACAUUCGGGAUAGCAACAAUGUAAGACGCUUAGUUGCAUUUGCAAAGCAAGAGCUCAAAUACAUAGAUAUAUGGAUUAAUAAUGCUGGAUCAAAUGCUUAUAGCUACAAACCGCUUGUAGAAGCUUCUGAUGAAGACCUAAUCGAAGUGGUCACCACAAAUACACUUGGUUUGAUGAUAUGCUGUCGAGAGGCUAUAGAUAUGAUGCUCAAUCAGCCUCGAGGAGGUCAUGUAUUUAAUAUUGAUGGAGCUGGUUCCGAUGGAAGGCCAACCCCUAGAUUUGCUGCUUAUGGUGCAACUAAACGUAGUGUGGCACACCUUACAAAAUCCUUGCAGGCGGAAUUGGAGAUGCAAGAUGUAAGAAAAGUUGUAGUGCACAACCUCUCACCUGGAAUGGUCACAACUGAACUUCUCAUGUCUGGUGCUACCACAAAGCAGGCCAAGUUUUUUAUAAACAUAUUGGCAGAGCCGGCUGAUGUGGUGUCCAAGUACCUUGUCCCCAAAAUUAGGUCUAUCCCUACAAGUGGUUCGACAAAACCGACUUACAUUCAUUUUCUCACCGGAUUGAAAGCAUAUUCCCAGAUAUUCUUAAGGAUUGCAUUUGGUGUGAGGAGGAAUCGACAUAUUUUUGAGGAUUGACAAAAUGGAAUCUGCGUGCAAAGCAUGUGCAUUCUCCAGCAUUUGCCAAUAGCAUGCAAACAUAAAGGCCAUUGUGAUCUGUUUUCACUAGAAUUUGAUCAGCGCCGAGACAUUCACUAGGGAUGAAUAUGGCCCGGUGUGGGACGGUUCUCUUAAAGAACCUUUCUCGUAUCAAAUUACAGUUGUAGAAAACCAGAAAUCAAGUACCGGUUCCAAAUACAAGUGGCGCCUAUUCCGUUCCCUACCAAUUGUUGGUACUAUACUUCGGUACCAUUUAGUUCAUGAAUAAUAUACAUAAUAAAAUUAUGUACAAACUAUAAAUCAAUAUUCAAAUGUUCAGUUUUAAAGUAGGAGUGUUUAUCACAAUUAAUCAUGAACAACCAUUAGAUUAUAAUUGCCAAUAACUAAUCAGGAUAAGUUUGAACAA